Calypte anna (Anna's hummingbird) is the source of this 3147-nucleotide messenger RNA. RefSeq names its product ChaC cation transport regulator homolog 2 (gene CHAC2). The transcript has 3 exons. The coding region runs from base 151 to 705 and encodes 184 amino acids. Gene Ontology annotation, molecular function: glutathione specific gamma-glutamylcyclotransferase activity; gamma-glutamylcyclotransferase activity. Lineage: Eukaryota; Metazoa; Chordata; Aves; Apodiformes; Trochilidae. Gene Ontology annotation, cellular component: cytoplasm. Gene Ontology annotation, biological process: glutathione catabolic process. The record is from RefSeq and is a predicted model, not a curated record.
CAGACAGCCGGCGGCACCCGAGGGGCAGCCCCGCUGCCCACCGCAAGAACCGGACAGGGGGAAGCCCGCGGCCGUUCCGCCCCGCAGGCAGUGCGCAGGCCCGGCCCGGGCGGCUGUCGGUCGGUCGGUUUGUCCGUCGGUCAGUCAGCCAUGUGGGUGUUCGGCUACGGCUCCCUCAUCUGGAAGGUGGAUUUCCCUUACGAGGAGAAAAUGGUGGGGCGCAUCCAGGGCUACAGCCGCCGCUUCUGGCAGGGCAGCACCGACCACCGCGGCGUGCCGGGCAAGCCUGGAAGAGUUGUGACUCUGGUUGAAGACCCUGAGGGGUGUGUAUGGGGUGUUGCCUACAGACUGCCAGCUGGACAAGAAUGUGAAGUAAAGGAAUACUUGGACUUCAGAGAGAAAGGAGGCUACAGAACUACAACUGUCAUUUUCUAUCCCAAAGACUUGUCAGUAAACCCAUUUGAUGUCUUGUUAUACAUCGGAACUUGCGAUAACCCAAACUACCUUGGUCCAGCACCUCUAGAAGAAAUUGCUCAACAGAUUUAUAAUGCUGUUGGUCCCAGUGGAAGAAACACAGAGUAUCUCUUUGAACUCGCUAAUUCUAUUAGGAACCUUGUCCCCGAAGAUGCAGACGAGCAUCUCUUCUCCUUAGAGAAACUAGUAAAGGAACUGCUGGAAAAGCAUCAAAACCUAAAUUGUCUAUAAAACAACUUUUAAUGAUCUUGCUCCAUCUUCAGAGGAAGGCUUUCAUUGCACAAUGGGUAUAUGACUUGGAGACAGUCUUCUCCGUACUAUGCUAUCUUAUUAAUACUGCAUUCAAAAUAGCAGUUGGUCGUUAAAAUAUGCUGUUACAUAAAUAAUUAUUUUAAGCAUCUAUAGAAAGGGGAGUAGGGGAAGUGUUUUAGGUUUGAAUUUGGUAUAUUGGGUUUUCAUCCAAAGAUUAUGUCAUUAUGCAAAUCUCAGGUGAACCACUUAUGCUUCUCUUUGAGGAUUUUCUUUAAAUUAUUAUUAUUUCAGGUUUAAAAUAAAAUAUUAGAAUAUUUUAAAGAUCAAGAUCUGCAUUCAAAUACAACUCACAUUGAUCUAAGUGAUAGUUCUUAGUACUUUCUGAUUUGAGACCAUAGGUAUGGUGCUUAAUGCAGGUAAAGGGAUAAAUGUUAGGUAGUAAAUUGCAUAGGAGAAAGUUUAUCACUCAACUUAAUUUCAGUGAAGUUACUCCACUAAAUUAGUCAUCUUACCCUCUAUAUAUUAUUUUGCCUAUAAAAGCAGAAGAUAAACCACUUCAUGUCAAGGAAAUCUUUCCCUUAGUUCAUUAGGUCAAGCCCACCCAAAAACCCUAAGGUACAGGGUACUUCAACAAAAACAAGCCAUAAUGUAUCAGUGCCUCAUUUUACUUCUUAAGAUUAAUGUAAAGAAUAAAGCCAAAAUGUUAAAAUUAAUCCGAGCGUUUGACUUGAAGCCACAAUUCAGCCAGAAUGUUCAGAAAUUCUCAUCUUUGUUGACUUUAAAUGCUGUUUUAACCCCAUCUCUCAAAAUAUUCAUCAGUCUCUAAGGAUAGAUUUUAAGCCACUAAACUUUUUUCAACCACUAUUCUAGGGAUUCCUGGACAAAAGACAAUAAAGAACGGAACCUUCUUUUCAGCAACCUGAAGUAUGUUGUAUGAAUAUCCAAAUAACAAUAGAAGCCACCAGUCUAGGCUAGUAGGUUUACUUUAUGCAAAACAUAAGCAACCCGUUUCUGUCCCAAAAGAACUUGUCUUGCUUCUCAAAAAUCUCAGUUAUUUUUGUUAAAUUUUAACAAAGUAUAUUUUUGUAUGUUAAUAUAGGAAUUGUCCUAUUUCAAACACCAUGUAAUGUCACAUCUUCUCAUACAGAGAAUGUAUGUUUGGUAGUAGUGUGAGAGGAUCAGUAAUUACAACACCAAUACAUUUCUACAAUAUAGUUUGUCCCUUUUUCUUCUAGAUAUUUUCCUGUUUUAGAUUUGUAAUUGCUUGAUAGCAUCAGGGUUAUCAAAAUAAGAAGCUGCUAUUAUUUUACUUGGCUACCUACAAAAGCCAACAAGAACAUAAAUGUAUGUUAAUAGGAAGCACUUGAGAAAGGCAGCUAGAUGAUCAGAAAAUAGGAUAUUAAAAUACAAACCUAAAUUUUAGAUAAUUAGAUCACUUAAAAUAUUUAAGCAAGAAAGCUGUGGUUUUUUUACAAACCAGAUCAUAACAGUGUGCCUCUGGUAUCUCUCAAGCUUUGAUUCAUUGAGGGGACAAAAAAAGUCAGAUUUUAGAAUCUACUGUUUAUUAAAAUGCCACUAUUUUAAGAGUGUAUGAUAGGACAUCACUUGAGGAACUACUGUAAACUGCAGAAGCAAAAUCAUCAUAUGUACUAAGGCCCCAUUUUUCCAUUAGUAUAUGAGUUAUCUAUGACUAACCAUCCUUCCAAACUCUUGAUUGGCUACCACACUGUGUGCAUGUAAGACUGACAUAACCAAGUGACAAGCAACCCCAACCAAUUCAGCUGCACAGUGGGAGAGCUGGAUCUGAACUUCCAGGUGUCUGUAUGUGGCUGUUUGAGUGACUUCACAUGCCAAAGCUGGACAGUGAUAACUGUCACCCAAAUCACCAUUAAUAAGCGUGCUGUUACACAUGCAUUUAUUCAUCUUGGCACAAAGAGUAACUCAUAAGUGUUACUGGAUACUUAAAAGAGUCACGUAUGAUUUAUUUCAGGAAUAAUUAAGUGUUGAAAGGAAUAAUUUCCUCAAGAAAACACCUACAACAAUGACAGCACUUCCUUUCUUGUGCUUACUUCAUAUUCAAGCAAGCUGUAAUAAAGUUAAAAUAUGUACAAUGGCACAUCCACUCUGUAUUUUUAAAAAUUCCUUCCUUGAAGACUUAUGUUUGUUCCUUAAAACAAGGCACUCACUCACUAAAUGAUAGAAAGAAAUCAGUUAUUAUUCCCUCUUUAAAAUACUUAUUUAAGCACUGUGUUGGGGUAUUGUGAUUUGAUGAUGUAUGGCUCUGUAUUUUGUAUCUUCAAUUCUGUUUGGGACAUUCUUGGUUCAUUUGCUUUCCAGAUUCAUAAAACUUGCAAUAAUAUCUGUAAUGAUACAUUCCAGUUUCUGCAUAUAACUUCAGUACAAUAAAAAUGCAUGACAUUU